Molecule: messenger RNA, 1813 nt
Organism: Prorocentrum cordatum
Lineage: Eukaryota; Dinophyceae; Prorocentrales; Prorocentraceae
Source: the annotation of a GenBank genome assembly
AGCCGUUUCGGCUCGAGCUCCGCCGCGGGGGAUGGCCUCUGCGGGCGGGGUGGGCUUCCCCCCGCCCCCGCCGCACUGGCGGCUCUUCCGGCAGGGGGGCGGCACGCGCGUGGCGCCGCCGCGGCCGCCGACGGGGCCGCUGCACGUCUUCGGCGAGGAGCUGUCGCUUGAGCACGCACCGCCGCUGCUGGAGGCCGACGAGGUGCUCUACGACGCGGAGGCCGAGGACCCGCGGGAGGAGCUGCUGCGGCUCCACCGGGAGCAGCGCGCCUGCUCCGUGGCGCUGCUGGAGUGCCUGGUGCGGAGGCCAGAGGACCACCCCGCAGAGCUGCGGCGGCUCGCCCAGCUGGUGCGCAACCAGGCCGCGCUGCUGCGCCUGCUGCGGGCGCGGGAGGCGCGGGCGCUGGUGGUGCAGCGCCUUCGCGAGCAGGCCGACGAGAAGGUGCGCUUCGUCGAGGCGGCCGAGGCCGCGCUGCCGCGCCUCGAGGCCAAGGUCUGGCAGCUCUGCCCGCCGGCGCCGGGCGAGCCCGCGGGCCCGCCCGCAGCAGGCGGCGCGGCGGGCGCGGCGGGCCGGCCGCGGGCGGAGGGCCCGCCCGAGGGCGGCCCGUCGCCUGCGGAGGGCAGCCGCGUGACGGAGCUGCACCUCCUCCUCCAGGCGACGGUGUGCCGGCUGCACGACGCCAUCUACGUGCUGCCCCGCCACCUCUCGAUGAUCUUCGGGGGCGCCGCGGCGCCCACGGUGGAGGGCUACGCGGAGGACCUGGUGGCCGCGAGCCGCAGGCGAGGCUCCCUGCUCCCCUCGAGGUUCGAGGCCCUGGUCCGGGACCUGCCCCCGCAGCUCCACCGCGGCCCCGCGGGCGGCGCGGAGGCGGCCGAGCUGGCGCCCCUCGUGCAGCAGGACGCCGCGGCCACGGAUACGGGCGCGGCGCCGCCCGCACGGCUUCAGGACCUGCGGAAGGACCGCUCGCGGCGCUUCGCGGAGGAGCUGGAGUUCGUGCAGUGCCUCGCGAAUCCAGACUACGUGCACUGGCUCGCCACCCAGGGGUGCCUCGACGAGCCAGAGUUCCUGGAGUUCCUGCGGUACCUCCGGUACUGGCGGGAGCCGCCCCACGUGCUCUACGUCGUGUACCCGCAGUCGCUGCGGAUGCUGGAGAUGCUGCUGGAGCCCGGCCUGCGGUCCCGGCUGCGCCGGCAGGACGCCAGGGCCCUGCUGUCCUCGCAGCUGCUGCGGGCCUGGGCCUCCGCCCCGGAGCGGCCCCUGGCCCCGCCCGCCGGGGCCCGCCCGGCACCAGAGCGGCCCGCGCUUCCCGAGGCCGCCGCCGCGCCCGCGCCCGCCGCCGCGGGCGGCGCGGCGGGCGGCGCCCUGGAUCAGUGGGACGUGCGGAGCGACUGGACGCGGCUCGCGGGCGUCGUCGCAGACGCCGCGUGGCACGAUACCGGGAAGACAGAGAGGCUGGAGGGCAGGGAGUUCACCAUUCAGACCGACGCCCAGGCCAUCGCGAGGAGGUGCCUGUACAACAGCAGGAGGGCCGAGGGCGCGUUCGUGGGCUCCACGCCGCAGGAGGUCGAGAGCGAGCUCGCGCGCUUCGUGGAGAAGUACGCGCCGACGUGGGUGGACCCGCUGGGAGGCAGCGACCUCGGGGACCUGCUGGCUGCCCGCGACCUGCCGGCGCCCAGGCCCGCGGCCGCGGCUGCCCGGGGGGCGCUGCCGGGCCCCGGCGCUGCUGGCGCACAGGACUCGGGCGCAGCCAGAGGUGACCCAUCGAGUGUUCAGUCGGGCACGUCCCUCUGCAGGGGAUACAUUCAGAAAUAG